GGAUGGGCUGCGUGUCUUUGAGAGUCUCCCCUCAUGUUCCAGAUACUUCAUGUAACAAAUAUGGCAAGACUAAAGAAAAUUGGACUAGCCCAUGACACUUCUUUCUGUGCAGGCCUAUUUUCAUUGGCCCAUUACAAUUACUGCAUUUUUCAAUCAAGAGAUGCGAAUGUUGACGAGUCAUAGACCUUUGUCUACGCAUGGGAAAGGGAUGGGGAGUGUGAAUGUGCCAUGAGCUCCUGACGUUCUAGGGUGUUGGAUCAGUCUAUGCUUGUCCAAUGUGCCAUUGCCUAUGGUCAUUCACUUUAUCCCCCAAUCUUAGUUUUGCAUAGUGUGGUCCUCUCAUUUCUUUUGGCUUGCCAUGCUUGUGCAUUAAGAGAAGCUUGUUGUUUUGUCUGCCAAUUUAUAUCUCAAAAGGAAACAAGUAGUACACAAGCUUCUGGAGAAUCAUGUCAUGGGGACUUCGGUAGCAGAACAUUUAUUGACUUAAAUGCCACCCACAAAGUUGGUCUAACCUCAGCAUGUGAACCUAUUCAAGUUUCUUCUUUCUUAUUCCACUUCUCUUAGAUUCCCUCCUUGUCCUACUUCUUAAUAAUGUUAAGGAACAUGUUCAGUGCCUUUGUAUUAGAAACUUGAAGGAUGAAGAUACAGUGUGAAGUGUGUGAAAAAGCUGAAGCAGAAGUACUUUGCUGUUCAGAUGAAGCUGCACUUUGCAAGCCAUGUGACAUUACGGUUCAUGAAGCUAAUAAACUUUUCCAGAGGCAUCACCGAGUUCCUCUACAGAAACCUUCAUCCACCACAUCAUCUGCAGCUCCUCUAUGUGAUAUUUGCAAGGAGAGAAAAGGGUACUUCUUCUGCUUAGAUGACAGAGCAUUGCUCUGUAAUGACUGUGAUGGAGCCAUUCACAUUUGCAGCUCCCACCAAAGAUUUCUACUUUCUGGAGUCCAAGCUUCUGAUCAGUCUUUGACUAAAAGCUCCGGAUGCAGCACUAAUCUUAGCUCCGAAACUUACCACAUUCAGUCAAAAGCAUCUUUGAAUAGUCAAUAUUCCAGUGAGGAGAAUGAAGCCGGAAACUCAGGUGAGACAGACAAGACUCCUUCUGUCAUCUUAAGUCCUUAAAGAUACACAAAAUCAUGGAUGGUCCAUUCAUGUUUGUAGACUAAGUGACAAACUACUGAAUAUUUAUGUCUAAUAAUAACAGUUUAUGUAAUGAAGUCUAUAUAUAUACAUAGUUUCCUCUAGGUUCACCAAACAAUAGAAUUGUGUUAUUUCAUAUUCGAUAUCUUUUAAAAAAGGAAACAAAAUAUUGUCAAAUUAUUUUAUCUUUUUAAAA
This is a messenger RNA of Brassica napus (rape), 1330 nucleotides long. Its product is annotated as B-box zinc finger protein 23-like. Gene Ontology annotation, molecular function: zinc ion binding. The coding region runs from base 637 to 1116 and encodes 159 amino acids. Gene Ontology annotation, biological process: regulation of DNA-templated transcription; photomorphogenesis. The transcript has 2 exons. The record is from RefSeq and is a predicted model, not a curated record. NCBI's taxonomy places the organism in Eukaryota, Viridiplantae, Streptophyta, Magnoliopsida, Brassicales, Brassicaceae. Gene Ontology annotation, cellular component: nucleus.